Molecule: messenger RNA, 348 nt
Organism: Knipowitschia caucasica
Lineage: Eukaryota; Metazoa; Chordata; Actinopteri; Gobiiformes; Gobiidae
Source: the annotation of a GenBank genome assembly
AUGCCCCGAAGGAAGUCUGCCAUCAGCGCGCGCACAGACGACAGCGAGAUGGACGUCGACGCUUCCGAUUACAAUCCCAAGGAUUUGGCCAAAUUCCUCCUUGGGCAGAAUCCGGUGAUCCUUGAGGAGGUGGAUCAGACUGCGUUUAACAGCCUCAACCACAACACAGAAGAGCUGGUCAUCACUGAAGACAAGGACCGGCCACUGUCUAAAGGAGAACUGCGCAGGAGAAUUAUAAAUCAGGUGAUGCAGACAGACAGUUCACCCGGAGAGACGGCGAGAAAAAGUUCUGUGGAGAGUUCGCCGAGCAGCAGCAGACAGCGAUCACUGGACGAGCCCCAAAUCUGA